AUGACAGAAUAUAUGGGUUUCCCUUUAUUAGUUAUAGCAUCAGAACAAGGUAUUAGAUUUAUUAAAUAUAAAAAAGAGUAUUGUUGUCCAUUACAACAUGUUUUAUAUCCAAUUGAAGGAAUAAAACAAGUAUGUUUAUUUAAUCAAUACGUCUUAUAUUUUACUCACUCAUACUCAAAAACAAGUUCUCCUAGUAGAUUAUUUUUCUUUAAACUAGAAAGUAAUAUUUUUGAUGAUCUUGAAAGUCCUAAAGAAAACCAUGCAACAAUUAAACAAAAAAAAUCAAUUAACAUUAAUUUAAUACAAACACCAUUAAAUUCAAGAAUUAUAUCAAUGAAAAUUAUUGGAAAAUAUAUUAUUGUAUUAUGUUUUGAUAUGUUAUUUUGUUUUGAUCAAGAAAUAAAAUAUGUCUUUUCUACUCCAGUUAAUCAUCCUAAUGGUAUGACUACAUCACAAUCAAGUAUUAAUAUAAUGUAUACAUCUAACAAUCAUUAUUAUGUUGAUGAAAAAAAGUUUAAAGAUAAUAAGAUACUUGAUAAUACCAUCACUCAUCAAGAUUGUUAUUGGAGAGAAACAGUUUCAUUAAUAAUGAACAAUUCAGGAGAAUGUGAUAAUAAUGAAUAUACUAUUAUUUCUAAGAUUAUUUCUUCUUCUAUUGAAAUUAAAAUAUUACAAGGAGUUAAUGAAAAAAAUAAAUUUAUUAUUAAUAGACCACAUGAUCCAACAAUUCGAUUUGUUGGUGCAUAUGGUAAAAGAAAUAAUAGAGUUAUGUUUAUUGGAAUAAAUAACUAUAUUUAUAGUGUUAUUAUAUCAUUAGAUAAUCCUAAAAUGAAUAAAAAAGAAACAAAAGAACCUUUUAGUUUUGGAAAGUCAAGUAGUCUUAUUACAUUUGGAGAUAAAAAAGCAGAAAAAGAAACACAAUGUUAUGUAAAUAUUUUCCAUGGAAAUGUUCAAACAAUCUUUAGUUAUGAUUUUCUCACUAAUAAACUUCAAAAAGAAAUGACAACAAUGAUUGGUAAACUUUAA
Molecule: messenger RNA, 1026 nt
Organism: Entamoeba dispar SAW760
Lineage: Eukaryota; Evosea; Mastigamoebida; Endamoebidae
Exons: 1
Coding region: 1-1026 (341 amino acids)
Source: RefSeq, a predicted model, not a curated record